AUGCAGUUUGUCUUGGUGCAGGACUGGAAUAGCGGCAGAGAUAAAAUUCGUUCUCGAGAACAUACAACUCCAGCGAAAGUGGUGAGGGCUGCCAACCCAAGACAGCGGAAAGGAAGCAAGGUUGGUGACUUCGGUGAUGCCACAAAUUGGCCAACACCUGGAGAAAUAGCCCACAAGAGUGUCCAGCAGCCGCACAAAGCACCGCCCCUCCGGAAACUGCCUGUCAAGAAAGACAUGAAAGAGCAGGAGAAAGGGGAUGGGAGCGACGGCAAAGAGAGCCUGAAAACCAAAUCGGAUGAGUCUGGAGAGGAGAAGAAUGGCGAUGAUGACAACCAGAAGUCAGCCCAGAAGAAGAAAGGCAACAAACACAAGUGGGUCCCUUUGCAGAUAGACAUGAAGUCAGAGGUGCCUAGGGACAAAACGGCCUCUCGGAACAACCGGCAAAACGAGCAGCACAGGCACCCCUCCAACAACCGCAGCGAGCUGAAAGGCUGGCACCCGGACAACAAGCAUGAACGCAGCUGGCAGGACCACGAUGAAACCUCCAGCGUGAAAAGUGAGGGAGGAGCGGUGCGAGGGGCCUUCCGGGGCCGAGGUCGGGGCCGUGGCAGGGGCCGGGGCCGUGGCAGAGGAGGUGAUCACUCUUAUUUUGACUACCAGUAUGGGUACCGGAAAUUCGAGGGCUCAGAUGGCUCCCGCACCCAGAAGUAUGCUAGCAACAUCACUUACUACUUCGACAACAUCAGCAGCGCCGAGCUCUACAGCGUGGACCAGGAACUGCUCAAGGACUACAUCAAGCGGCAGAUAGAAUAUUACUUCAGCGUGGACAACCUGGAGCGAGACUUCUUCCUGCGUCGCAAGAUGGACUCGGAUGGCUUCCUUCCCAUCACCCUGAUUGCCAGCUUCCACCGGGUGCAGGCGCUGACCACCGACAUCAACCUCAUCAUCAAGGCUCUGAAGGACAGCAAGGUGGUGGAAAUCGUGGACGAGAAGAUCAGGAGAAAAGAACAGCCAGAAAAAUGGGCUCUGCCUGGCCCUCCUAUGGCAGACUACACACAAACAGACUUCUCGCAGUUCAUCAACUGCCCUGAGUUUGUGCCCCGGCAAAGCUUUCAGAAAGAGACAGAGUCUGCUCCUGGCUCCCCGCGUCCCGCCAGCCCAGUCCCCACCAAAACAGAGGAGGUCAGUAACCUGAAGACGAUGCCCAAGGGCCUGUCCGCAAGUCUGCCAGACCUGGAUUCGGAGACGUGGAUUGAAGUGAAGAAGAGACCUCGGCCCUCCCCAGCCAGGCCCAAGAAACCAGAGGAGUCAAAGACACCACAGCAGCAGAAGCAGAAGGACCAAGAUGAACCUGAGGAGCUAGACUUCCUUUUUGAUGAGGAGAUGGAACAGAUGGAUGGCCGCAAGAACACCUUCACCGACUGGUCGGAUGAAGAUUCAGAUUAUGAGAUCGAUGAUCGGGAUGUGAACAAGAUCCUCAUCGUGACACAGACGCCUCCUUACCUGCGCCGGCAUCCUGGUGGGGACCGGACUGGCAACCACACAUCCAGGGCUAAAAUGAGCUCAGAGCUGGCCAAGGUGAUCAACGAUGGGUUGUACUACUAUGAGCAGGACCUGUGGACAGAGCAGUUUGAACCAGAGUAUUCGCAGAUCAAGCAAGAAGUGGAGAACUUCAAGAAGGUGAAUAUGAUCAGCAGGGAGCAGUUUGACACCCUGACGCCAGAGCCCCCUGUGGAUCCAAACCAGGAAGUCCCUCCUGGUCCCCCCAGGUUCCAGCAAGUACCUACAGAUGCUUUGGCUAACAAGUUGUUUGGAGUCCCCGAGCCUUCAACCAUCGCCAGGUCUUUGCCUACAACUGUACCAGAAUCACCCAACUACCGCAACGCCAGGACCCCCCGGACCCCUCGCACACCUCAGCUGAAGGACCCGACGCAGACGCCCCGGUUCUACCCGGUGGUGAAAGAGGGCAGGACGAUAGAUGCCAAGACUCCGCGGAAGAGGAAGACAAGGCACAGUUCAAACCCUCCGAUGGAGUGCCACGUGGGCUGGGUGAUGGACUCUCGGGAGCACAGGCCCCGAACUGCCUCCAUCAGCUCCAGCCCCUCGGAGGGGACCCCGGCCGUCGGAAGCUACGGCUGCACCCCGCAGUCCUUGCCCAAGUUUCAGCAUCCUUCACACGAGCUGCUCAAGGAGAACGGCUUCACGCAACAUGUCUACCACAAGUACCGUCGGCGCUGCCUUAACGGUAAGCAUCACUUCAACAAGAAAAUGUAUGAGGAAUUCAAGCAACUGGCUGUGGAGGAUGGGAAGGAGGGAUACAGGUACGGUCUGGAGUGCCUUUUCAGAUACUACAGCUAUGGGCUGGAAAAGAAAUUCCGGCCAGACAUAUUUAAAGACUUUCAGGAAGAGACCAUCAAGGAUUACGAAGCUGGACAGCUCUAUGGGCUGGAAAAGUUCUGGGCCUUCUUAAAAUAUUCCAAAGCCAAAAAUCUGGACAUUAACAGCAAACUGCAAGAAUACCUCAGCAAGUUCAAGCGCCUCGAGGACUUCCGAGUGGAUCCACCCAUGGGGGAGGAAGGUGGACACAAGAGGUACCCUACGACAUCAGGGGGAGAUGGCAGAAAGCGCUACCCAUCCCAGUCUUCCAGCAAAACGGUCAGCCAGUGCCCAUCCAGCCAAGCCCACGCCUCGCCCAGCCAGCCUGCACAAGAGGAUGCCAAAAACCUGAGCCAGCAAUCCCCCGCCCCGUCGGCUGCAGAAUCGCAGACAGUGGGGAAGUAG
Messenger RNA from Charadrius vociferus (killdeer), 2781 nucleotides. RefSeq names its product La ribonucleoprotein domain family, member 1 (gene LARP1). NCBI's taxonomy places the organism in Eukaryota, Metazoa, Chordata, Aves, Charadriiformes, Charadriidae. The coding region runs from base 1 to 2781 and encodes 926 amino acids. The record is from RefSeq and is a predicted model, not a curated record. Gene Ontology annotation, biological process: mRNA stabilization; positive regulation of translation. The transcript has 19 exons. Gene Ontology annotation, molecular function: RNA cap binding. Gene Ontology annotation, cellular component: cytosol; cytoplasmic stress granule.